UCAGACACACACACGCUCGUUAAAUGCCCGGUGAGAAUGGCCGCAGUGCUGCCCUUCGCCGGUGAGACGGCCGACAAAAAGAAGCAGAGACUGUCCUCACCGGACUCAACCAACCUGAACAACAACAACGCGACUACCCUGAACAACAUGCCCAUGACCAUGACGCCCGCCCCCAGGGGCCGCGGCCGCAAGUCGGCGCAGACCUUCGUGCAGGCCAUCCCAGGCCAGCCCAUCUCGGUGGCGCGGCGCAACGCCCGCGAGAGGAACAGGGUGAAGCAGGUCAACAACGGCUUCUCCAACCUUCGCCAGCACAUACCCUUCACGGCCAGGAACAAGAAGAUGAGCAAGGUGGAGACCCUCAAGUGCGCCGUCGAUUACAUCCGCAACAUGCAGCUCAUGCUCAAGGAGAACGGCGGCUACCACGUCGACCUGACGCAAAACGUGUCCUCGUCGUCACCCAUGUCCAGCCUGCUGGACGACGACGAGUCCCUGAUGUACGAGCCGGACAAUCUGCCGAGCUCGUCGACAGGCGGUGUCAUCGUCGACGAGUACGGCAACCAGUACUCUGCCUCGGACAUGGUGUUCGACGACUCUCCCUCGCAGGCCUCCGUGCUGACGCCAACCUCCCUGGUGCUCUCGCAGCAUCAGCGCCAGGGCUCGUCCCUGUCGCCAGGGUACAGCGACCGGUCGUCAAACUCGCCGGCCACCGCCUCCGAGGCCACCAGCACCGGCUACAUGGGCGUCUUCGCGGCCGCCGCCGCCGGCCUCGGAAUCAAGGUGGAGUCGCAAAUGGCCCUCAAGAAGGAGAUGCUCGACGACGAGGACCUGAAGUUGUUCCAGAAAGGCGGCUACCUGCAAAUGGACCCCUCGGACAUGGGCUUGAUGGACACUAACCAUUUAUGGUGGGAGCUGGAGCAGUCGAGACGGAUGCAGCAGCAACAGCAGCCGCAGCAACACACGGCGUGAUGUAGCUGAAUUAAUUAGGUUUCAUUUAAAUCGAGUUAAAACCCCUGAAAGGAAGUCUCCUGAGAUCUCGCCGUGGUGCCUUUUCGCUCUCAAAUUGAGGACUCGCCGUCGCCAUUGAGGAUGCCAUUCAUAUCGCUGUACAUAAAUCUGAAUAUUUUUAUAUACGCACUUUACACAACGUCUUUCCGCAUAACUAACGAGCUUCAGGACGUCAGGAACAAAUACAUUUACAAAUUAUGGUGCCUUGUUGUUUCUCCGCUGGAGUUUGUUUCUAUGAAAACCAUAAAGCUGAAAUCCUAUGAGAAUAUUGUGAUAAAUUUUUUAAAAAAGAAAAUCCCAUUCCUGCCGAUGGUCGAUCUUGUUGGAAUUUUAAACAAAGUCGCCGGCCAUCAGCAAUAAAUAGGGAAGUGCAAAAUUCAUCGAUACUAUCUUAUUAGCUCAAAAUAAUCGAUUUUGAAGAAAAUUAUCGGUUUUAUAACGUUCAACAUAUUGUUAUUUUUAAAAACGAAAAAUACGUCAAAUAGAUUAUAACUGAAAGAGGGUGGGAAUUAUGAAAUGGGGACGUGUGGUUCCCCAAAUGAAACAUUUUUACUGACAUAUUCAGCUAAAAUCCUAUCGAUUAAUAGGUUUUGCAUGAUUAUUCAAUUUCCAAAUUCCUCAGAAUUCUAGACUCGUGCUCAUUUUUUUAUUAAAAAUAGUCGAUGACCGGUUUUGCACAUCCCUAGCUAUAAUAAUCAAUAAAUUUUGCUGGCCGCUGUGCCUUGUGAAUGAUAAAUCUCUCCUUGUAUUUGGUGCUGCUGAUCGUUAUCUUGGCCAAUUGAUAUUUUCUCAAUUAUACACACGCCGCCUCUAUCCCGAUUUCCUGUCUUUCACCGUCGUAAACACUUGAUUGUUAGGCCUAUUCUCAUUAAUACUAUGAUCUCCAACUGGAAAUGUUUAACAUUAUAAAAGGUCUUUUAGUUAAUUAGCUCCACUUCCCCAUGAUUGCUUCUAAUCCAAGCUGAGCGCUGGAUCUGUAUUAUAAAAUUAUAUAUAUCCAAGUCUGUACAUAAAAUUGUAACUCAAUUACAAAAUAUUUAUUUUUGUAAAAUAGCCAUUUUAUAUUCGCUCGGAUACACAUUAUUAUUAUGUAUUAGAAUUUAUUAAGGGCGCAGGUUACUUAAUCACGCAUUCCUAAUGUGUCAGAAAACCGAAUAAAGUUGAAUUUAAAGUUAAAUUUGAAAGCAUAGA
Molecule: messenger RNA, 2196 nt
Organism: Cloeon dipterum
Lineage: Eukaryota; Metazoa; Arthropoda; Insecta; Ephemeroptera; Baetidae
Product: achaete-scute complex protein T3-like
Exons: 2
Coding region: 37-966 (309 amino acids)
Biological process (GO): regulation of transcription by RNA polymerase II; developmental process
Molecular function (GO): RNA polymerase II transcription regulatory region sequence-specific DNA binding; DNA-binding transcription factor activity, RNA polymerase II-specific; protein dimerization activity
Source: RefSeq, a predicted model, not a curated record